Kazachstania africana CBS 2517 is the source of this 1800-nucleotide messenger RNA. RefSeq names its product putative ubiquitin-protein ligase ASI1 (gene ASI1). The transcript has a single exon. The coding region runs from base 1 to 1800 and encodes 599 amino acids. Gene Ontology annotation, biological process: protein ubiquitination; ubiquitin-dependent protein catabolic process. The record is from RefSeq and is a predicted model, not a curated record. Lineage: Eukaryota; Fungi; Ascomycota; Saccharomycetes; Saccharomycetales; Saccharomycetaceae. Gene Ontology annotation, molecular function: ubiquitin protein ligase activity.
AUGAAUUCAACAAUUAUAGAGAAGCUACCCUAUUUGAAUCAAACUUCUCAUUAUAUCUUAGGUGGUAGGUCUGUCGUUGCCAAAUUGAUAAAUACACCUUAUAGGCUACUACUGGCACUAUUUGAUGCGGUGAAACUGCAAUUCUGGGAACAGUCCAAUACUGAUGAGUUUUUUAUAGGUCAAAGAUGGAUUUUAAAUACAAUCGGUUUCUUCUUUAGCAGCUAUGGCGUUAUAUGUUUCAUCACCUCCAUUUUAUUGAAUAGAUUUGUUCUGUUGUCUUCAAUUAGGUCUAGAAGAAGUAAUACCAACAAUACAACAAUUCUUCCGAGCAGGCUGCGAUUUGUUUUACAUUUCUCCGUAACCUUACUAUUAUCGAUUAUCUUAUUUCAACCAUUGCUAAACUCUAACUUACUUUCUUACCCACACCGUUUAUUCAUUGUUUUCACGUUAUCUUACAUUGUGGAAACUGUAGUAGCCAUAUCAUCGAAUCAGAUACCAUUGGAAGGAUCAGACUACUCCAUUUUUGAGUUAUCCUUACAGUUCUACAUUUUGAAGACUAUGAAAGUUAAUAUUACAAACUCUCCAGAGCUCUUAGCUGAUUGUAUGGUAGCGAUCGCAAGUCGUAUCAUUAUUCACUUCGUGGAGAUGUUCAAUACUAGAAAAUCAAGAUUAUUAAUGAGUACAUGUCUGAAUAUGACUUAUUUAGGGUUUCUAAUGUACAGAAUGUCUAAAAAUGGCUUCUUUUCUAUCCCAAUUUCAAUAAUUUUCAGGCAUUUCCCCAAACUAUUCUCACUGUUCAUCGUCAUUGCCUCAUUUACUUGCUAUUUACUUGCGUGUGCUGUCAGAUUUAAUCCAACGGCCUUCAAACUACAAAAUUUACAAGAUUUGAAAUUCUAUUCCUUCAUGAAUAACUGGUCAAAACAUCUAAACUUUAACGGAGAUGAGGAUUUUUCAACUAUUAUUAACAAACUAGCAAUUUUAUUGUAUCUGGGAACUGAUAAUAAAGAUAAAAAUUUAAAUAACGAAUUCCCGUAUGUUAACGUGCCACUUGAAAUAAACAAACUAUUCACAAUAUCUUCUUAUUUGAACUUCAACAUAGAAGGAGAUGAAGAAAUUAUGGACGAAGAAACAAUUAUAGCGGAAUGGGGAAAUGGAGUGCACAACAAUACGUCUCUGUUGACUAAGUUUAUUAAGUUUUUGAAAAAGUGCAUCGCCAAUCCUAAUCAGUUAGGUAAUGAGGCGACAUUUUCUGAUGAUACCCAGGUUGAUAUUGACGAAAAAGCGUACAUGACUGAAAUAAACGAUACUAUAUUGUCUAAUGACGAUGAUGAUGACAAUGAUUUUAAUUAUCUACCUGAUUUCAACGAAGAAGAAAAUAUAGAUGAUGAUGACUAUGAUUCAGAUUUGGAUGAUAUAUCACAGGAUGAUAGCCUUUACAUAAUGAACGCAUUGGAUUUAAUUUCGCCAAAUACCACUAUUCUUCAUUCCAAAAAGAAUUUGGAUUGGUAUCUAUCGACUAGAGAAAUAUUUUCAAAACACUUACAAUCACAAAGUAGGCUGACUAGGUCAAAAUACAGUACCAUCAAGCUGAAUAAUUCCAGUGAGUCGACUUUUGAGGAGAAUGCUGAUGAUUUAUCAUGUGCCGUAUGCAAAGCAAAUCAAAGAAAUAUUAUUUUUUGGCCUUGCAAGUGCUUUGCAGUUUGUGAAGAUUGUAGAAUUUCAUUGAGUUUACGAAAUUAUAAUUCAUGUAUUUGUUGUAGACGUCCCGUCAAUGGCUAUACUAAACUACAAACAAAAUAA